Molecule: messenger RNA, 1448 nt
Organism: Limulus polyphemus (Atlantic horseshoe crab)
Lineage: Eukaryota; Metazoa; Arthropoda; Merostomata; Xiphosura; Limulidae
Product: zinc transporter ZIP14-like
Exons: 6
Coding region: 348-1448 (366 amino acids)
Biological process (GO): zinc ion import across plasma membrane; intracellular zinc ion homeostasis
Cellular component (GO): membrane
Molecular function (GO): zinc ion transmembrane transporter activity
Source: RefSeq, a predicted model, not a curated record
UUAGUGUCAGCAAAUAAAUGCACACCAGGAAGUAUUACUGGAAUCUUAGGGUUUUCCCAAUGUUUAUGGAAAAUGCUAUCCAAAGUACAAUCAAAAUAAAAAUUAUGUUUGGGAGAUAAAUGUUUUUCAGAGUUUUUGUUUGUCUUCUGUUCCUAGAAUAAAAGUAGCCGAACCGGUUCAACACGCGUCUACAAACAAUCUCGUUCCACUCGUCUAUACCACACUCGGUCGUCCAGUGUAGAGAAUAAACUUUUGGAGGAAGUAUACGACAUACCGCUCGAAGAUUAAACGUUGCUGUAUUCUUCGUAAAACUUCGCGUUGAGAACUCAAGAAAAAAUAUUGUUAUAAUGGGCCUCUCUGUAAAAGUAUUAGUAACCAGUUUAACUGUUGUAUUUAUUUUGGUGGUCGUUGCAGAGUCCGAGAAAGAAUUGAAUCUGGAACCUUUCGCACGAGUAGCUUUUAAUAAGUAUGUUUCUUUGUUCUCGAGAUCAUCAGUGAGUCCGACCAACAAGUUCGAUUUUGAGAAGGACUUCAAACUGUUUGUAGAAGAACUUAGAAGUGGGGUAUUGUUGGAACAGCUAGGCAACAACAAAGGAGAAAGUAACUGUACGUCUCUUCUACGAUCGACGUUUACAGAUUCAGAUGUUUUAUGUCAAGCAGUCACACAGUGCAUCAGUUCGACAGAACUUUUCAGCCUGGUACCUAAUUCUACAAAGUCUCUGAGUGACGCCAUAACUCAGUUAUGUCCAGUCCUUCUUGUGCAACAGCGGACCGGAGAAUGUGAAGUCGAGAAAGUACAUUCUUCCAGACCCUCCACCGCAGCAAUAUGGGGACUUGGAAUCCUAUUCGUCACCAUCAUCAGUUGCUGUUCGCUGGGUGGAGUUGUACUCAUGCCUUUGAUGAACAAACGUUUGUACAAGAAGUUUAUCAUGAUGUUUGAAGGAUUAGCAGUGGGUAGUUUAUUAAGCAGCGCCAUCUUUCAUCUCAUUCCACAGUCUUUUGGGAUUCUCGACAACGAUCCUCAUCAUUCCUACUUAUGGAGAGCUUUGAUCAUCUUCGGUGGAGUCUAUUUGUUCUUCCUGACCGAAAGGUUUCUUAAAUUCAUCGGAAAAGCCAAGCAGAAACGAAAACUGAAAAAAUCUACAAAGAGUGAAAUGACACUUAGCAUUAGCGUAUCGGAAAUGACGACAGAUAGUGUUGCGACGACAGUACCGCCCUCUAGCAUAAAACCUGUGGACACCGAGAAAAAUAAAGUUAUAGCCAAUGAAAAGAGCCCGGAAAAAAUGAAUGGAAGUGUAGGAGAUGAAAAAGUGUUGGAAAUGAAUCUCGACAAAUGGUUAAAGAUGGCAGUCUUGGCACCACAGCUUGCAAUCCCACAGCUGAUCCAAACAAAUCAAUUUCUGAGUUGUCACAUGGACGUACCCGAGAUGCUGAGUCAAAUACUAUGA